Molecule: messenger RNA, 2028 nt
Organism: Rotaria sordida
Lineage: Eukaryota; Metazoa; Rotifera; Eurotatoria; Philodinida; Philodinidae
Source: the annotation of a GenBank genome assembly
AUGGCAAAUACAAAUAUCAAUAAUUUAAACAACGACUUCGUUAUCAUUUGGUUAGAUAGUACUAUUGAAAAGAACAAAGAUAAUCAAGAUACAGAAGCACUUAUACGACAACUAGUUAGAGGUAAUUUAUUAACAUUUGAUGAUCCAGAUAAAUGUAUUGAUGAUAUAACUGAUCAACCACCAACAAAACGAGUAUUUCUUAUUGUUUCAAAUGCAUUUGGUCAAAAGGUUAUACCACUUAUAUAUGAAUUACCAUAUAUACAAUCGAUAUACAUAUAUUGUGGUAAUCGAAAGAUAGCAGAAACAUGGGUUAAACCAAAUUUAAAAAUCGCUGGUAUAUUCAUACAAAAAAAAGCACUAUUACAUAAAAUUUGUAAUGAUGUUGGUAUAUGUGAUAAUAAAAAUGAAGAUUUACCCAUGAGUAUAUUUCAUCUUACAGAACGAGAAAAUACAUUACGAAAAUUAACUAAAGAAAGUGCAACAUUUAUGUGGUAUCGAUCAAUAUUGAUGGUUCUUCAAUUAAUGGCAAAAUAUGGUAAUUCAAAAGAUGAAAUGAUUACUGAAUGUCGAACAAUUUAUCAUAAUGAUGAAAAUGAACAAAAGAAAAUAAAUGAUUUCGAAAAAAAUUAUUCUCCAACAAAAGCAUUUUGGUGGUAUACAUAUGAUAGUUUUGUAUAUCGAUUAUUGAACAAAGCUUUACGAACACAAAAUAUUGAAGUUAUAUUUAAAUUUCGAUUUUUUAUCAAUGAUCUUCAUAAUCAAAUCAAACAACUUUAUUAUCAAUAUUUAGAUGAUCAUUCUUCUAUUAUUGAUCAUCAUCAUAUAAGAGUUUAUCGUGGUCAACGUUUAAAUAUGAUAGAACUUGAUCUACUUAAACGUAAUGUAAAUGAACUUAUUUCAAUGAACAGUUUCUUAAGUACUACAUUGAAUGAAAAACUAGCGAAAAUUUUUGCAGAUACAAGUGAUCAUUUGAAUGAACCAUCACCAUUACAAUCUGUUCUUUUCAUAAUUGAUAUAUGCAAUAUGAAUAAUGAAAUGACACCAUUUGCAAUUCUUAAAAACUAUUUCUGUUGUCAAGAUGACGAAGAAGAAGUACUUUUUUCGAUAAGUGCUGUUUUUAAAGUUCAAUCAGUUGAACAACAUAGUAAUAUGUGGCAUGUUCAUUUACAACUAAGUCAAGAACAAAAUAAAUUUAGUCAAAAUCUUUUAGAUCACAUGAUGAAAGAAAUUGGAUCGGAACCAGAUCCAUUGUCAUUCGGUUGGUUUCUUUUUCGAAUGAAUGAAUUUAACAAAGCUAAACGUUAUGCGAAAUAUAUGCUUACACAACUUCCAUCGAAUGAUAAAGCAAUUGGAAAUGCUUACAAUUUACUUGGUCUUAUCUAUAAAGAUACAAAUCAACUAGAACAAUCUGUUGAAUGUUAUGAAAAAGCUCUUGAUAUUUAUUCUCGUUUGUGUCGUCGCGAUAGUCCUCAAGUUAUUGCUACUCAUUGUAAUCUUGGUUUGGCUUAUUUGGCAUUAGGAGAUAUUCGAAAUGCAGACGAACAACAAAGACAAGCUGAAGAGAAGUUGUUCAAUGCUUUACAAUCAAAGGAUACAUUACUCAUAGCUACAGUGAAGAGUCUCAAAGCAAAAAUUCAAACAGAAUAUGGUGAUAAUAUAAAUGCUUUGAAAAAUCUUAAACUAAUUCUAGAGAGUAAACUGAAACGAUUACCAUCAGUUCAUCCUUCAAUAGCAUCGACAUUGAGAGCAAUAGGUAUUGUACAUGAAAAAAUGAACAAUAAUGGAAAAGCACUUAGAUAUUUUAAAAAAGCAUUAGAAAUCGGGAAGAAAAGUUUACAACCUGAUCACUUGGAUUUAGUUGAUUAUCAUAUAAAUAUUGGUUGUAUUUAUGAUAAACAAAAACAAUUUAAACUUGCUUUGAAACAAUUUCAAUUAGCACUAAAAAUUAUGAAGGAUUAUUCACGAGACGAUAUUGAUAGGAUUUACACAUUAAAUACAUAUAUUGCUGAGACGAAAAAAAAAUUGUGA